Molecule: messenger RNA, 1101 nt
Organism: Exophiala mesophila
Lineage: Eukaryota; Fungi; Ascomycota; Eurotiomycetes; Chaetothyriales; Herpotrichiellaceae
Exons: 1
Coding region: 1-1101 (366 amino acids)
Source: RefSeq, a predicted model, not a curated record
AUGAUGCGUACACCAACCAAUCCAACUCGCGCCGUCGACGCUUUAACCGACGACUACCAAAAAGUCCACUCCGUGUGGCAGAGCAUGACAUCCUUCGAGGGUGAAUUGAUUAGCUCCUCCAAGAAUCUAUUCGCUUUGCUCGAGCAAUACCAAAAGCUUGUAGACCAGACCGGUUUCAACGACGCCGACUUGACAUCAGGAGCCGUUCGCUCGGUUCUCGAUGAGCUAGAGACUGCACAGGCAAACUUCACGAAGCACAACACCGAGGAAAACCCACCCUAUCAUGGCCUUGUGCCCACACCCAAGACCGUGAUCAAGGUAUGCCGACGAUGCCUGGUUCCGACAAAAGCCAAGUUACGAGAGACAUGGCGCAUGGCGCGAUGUUUGGAAGAGUUGCUAUUGAUGCAAGGUAAGGUUCUGGAACAUGCAAAGUUCCGUGUUCAUCUGGCUGCGUGGCUUCUUGAGAUUACUGAGCUGGUGACUAAAUGGCGCAAGGUGAAUAAAACUCUGUCGAAGAAUGUCUUUGACGAUAUCUACGACGCGAGUGCCAUGGCUCGCCUGACUAAUCGAGGAAUCAAUCCCAAUUUCGAGGGAUAUAUCAAUCCUAAUGUCCUCGAUUGGCCGGGUUUUGGAUCGGACGAAGGGCAGGAACGCUAUAUGUGCAACGAAGACGUGGAAGCGAUCAAGAAGACUUUUUCCAUGGCGAGUCUGCAGGUGGAUAACUGGAAGCCUGUUAGCCACACCACUUGUAAGUUCAUCUCUUGCCCGGGUUGCAUUAUCUUCUGGUUUCGCGAGUGUGCGGACGGCUUGGCACCGACAUGUCUCUGGUGCGAUCAACCUCUCGGCCCGGAAGAUGAGGUGGCGUUGUAUGAGCGAAUGGUCGUUCGAUUGUCAGAAGAAUCCGAUCAUAUGGCUGAUCCGCAUGUUGGAUGCCGCAAAGAGAUUCGAGUGGAUGAUGAUGAUUUGGUCAUCAUGCAGGGCGAUGCAUCUAGUGACGUCGACAUGGAUGAGGAUAGUGAUGAUCAUGACGACAGUAAUUCUGACUACGAGGCCGACGGCGAGGCUGAGAGUGAAUCUGACUCUGAAGAUGACGAUCACUAG